This is a messenger RNA of Cephus cinctus (wheat stem sawfly), 474 nucleotides long. RefSeq names its product histone H2A-like. Gene Ontology annotation, molecular function: protein heterodimerization activity; structural constituent of chromatin; DNA binding. Bases 52 to 426 code for a protein of 124 amino acids. NCBI's taxonomy places the organism in Eukaryota, Metazoa, Arthropoda, Insecta, Hymenoptera, Cephidae. The record is from RefSeq and is a predicted model, not a curated record. The transcript has a single exon. Gene Ontology annotation, cellular component: nucleosome.
UCGAACGAAUAGUUUGUUGGACGUUUGCUAGUACUAUACAGAGAAGUCAUAAUGUCCGGACGUGGCAAAGGCGGAAAAGUGAAGGGAAAGGCAAAGUCUCGCUCCAGCAGGGCUGGCCUCCAGUUCCCCGUCGGCCGUAUUCAUAGGCUCCUUCGCAAAGGCAACUAUGCCGAGCGUGUCGGAGCUGGAGCUCCUGUUUAUUUGGCGGCCGUUAUGGAGUAUUUGGCUGCUGAAGUGUUGGAAUUGGCGGGAAACGCUGCACGUGACAACAAAAAGACGAGGAUCAUCCCACGUCAUUUGCAGCUGGCCAUUCGUAACGACGAGGAACUGAACAAGUUACUGUCUGGUGUGACCAUCGCUCAAGGCGGUGUACUUCCAAACAUUCAGGCAGUUCUGCUACCCAAAAAGACCGAAAAGAAGGCGUAAACAGUGUCGCUGAAUUAAACAAAAAUGGCCCUUUUUAGGGCCGCAAAA